GCGCCACCCACCGGCUCUCCAGCCGCCCUCCUGCCACCUCUAGGUGCUCAGAGCAAAUCCUCGAGCCUUCGGAGCCUGCGCCCGAGCAGAAACUUGCCUCCGAGAGUCUCUGGUGAAGUUCUCUGGGUGCGUCCUCGCCGGCCCGCGCUGCCGUUUGCUCGCCGGGUACCAUGGACAGCAGCCGCGAACCCACCACCCCGGGGCGCCUGGACGCCGCGGGCUUCUGGCAGGCCUGGCAGCGCUCGGACCCCGACGAAAAAGGCUACAUAGAAGAAAAGGAGCUGGAUGUUUUCUUGAAUCACAUGUUGUCAACAUUGGAUACUGAUGAUGAAGUCAUGGAAGAAAACAUGCAGAAAGUGAAGCAACAAUUUUUGGCUACUCAGCAUGACUCCAAGGAUGGGCGCAUACAGAUGAAAGAGCUUGCUGGCAUCUUUUUGUCUGAAGAUGAAAACUUUCUUCUUGUCUUUCGCCGGGAAACGCCCUUGGACAGCAGCGUGGAGUUCAUGCAGAUUUGGCGCAAAUAUGAUGCGGACAGCAGUGGCUUUAUAUCGGCAGCUGAGCUUUGUAACUUCCUCCGAGACCUUUUCCUCCACCACAAGAAGGUUGUUUCUGAGACUAAGCUGGAGGAGUAUACUGGCACUAUGAUGAAGAUCUUUGACAAAAACAAUGAUGGGAGGUUGGAUCUUAAUGACAUGGCAAGGAUUCUGGCUCUUCAAGAAAACUUCCUUCUCCAGUUUAAAAUGGAUGCUUGUUCCACUGAAGAAAGGAAGAGGGACUUUGAGAAAAUCUUUGCCCACUACGAUGUCAGUAAAACGGGUGCUCUUGAAGGCCCGGAAGUGGAUGGAUUUGUCAAAGACAUGAUGGAGCUGGUCCAGCCCAGCAUCAGUGGAGUCGACCUGGACAGGUUCCGGGAGAUCCUUUUGCGUCACUGUGAUGUGAAUAAGGAUGGAAAAAUCCAGAAGUCUGAGCUAGCCUUGUGUCUUGGACUGAAAAUCAACCCAUAAUCCCCAGAUGUUUUUCUUUUUUGCUCCUAGUGUAUUUCAGUUAGUACAACUGUUAGCUGCUUUGCCUUUGAAGACCCAGUGGGCCAACUCCAACAAGUGAUAAGGUUAUUCCCAAACACACUAAGGCCAUGGUUCUGAAGGCGAGCU
This is a messenger RNA of Sorex fumeus (smoky shrew), 1151 nucleotides long. RefSeq names its product secretagogin, EF-hand calcium binding protein (gene SCGN). Gene Ontology annotation, biological process: regulation of long-term synaptic potentiation; regulation of presynaptic cytosolic calcium ion concentration. The transcript is spliced from 11 exons. NCBI's taxonomy places the organism in Eukaryota, Metazoa, Chordata, Mammalia, Eulipotyphla, Soricidae. Gene Ontology annotation, cellular component: synapse; nucleus; terminal bouton. Gene Ontology annotation, molecular function: calcium ion binding. The record is from RefSeq and is a predicted model, not a curated record. The coding region runs from base 171 to 1004 and encodes 277 amino acids.